AUGGCGCCAUCCCUUCAGUCAAUCGGCCGUGUUGGCUGGGACCUGCUCAUGAAGCAGUGUGGCCCCGACAGCGCUCCUGAGACCGUCAUACUUUCGCCGCUAUCCAUUACCAUGGCACUGGGUAUGCUUGCCGGCGGAGCAGACGAGUCCAAGAAACUCGGCCUGUCCACGAAACUUGGUCUUCAAAACGCGGGCGAGCUAGAGUCGGUCCUUCACCCGCUGCACACGACCCUUUGCGGCGAUGCAAAGGACGGUCCGCUGGCGCUCGCAAACGCCGUCUUUACAGAUCAAAGUGUCACUCUCUUUCCCGCUUACCAGAAUUUCUUGAAGGGCUUCAACGCGGAACAUAAACAGUAUCCAAACCUUGCCGAGGCUGCGUCCGACAUAAAUGCGUGGAUCUCAGACAAUACACGUGGCUUGAUCCGAGACAUGUUGUCUCCCGCGAGCCUGACCAAUAGCCACUUGGCACUGGUGAACGCCAUUGGAUUCAAGGGGACAUGGCAAACCAAGUUUGAACCGCGCGACACUCGCAAAGAGACCUUUUCCGUCACCAAGGAUGAAGAGACCGAGGUAGACAUGAUGUAUUUGCGCAGCCAACACCUCUCAUCUUUGGAAACGUCAACAUACAAGGCCGUUCGUUUGCCGUACACACUGCCGGAAUCCUACCCAUCAACCUCGCUCUUCGCCUAUCUGCCCAACGAAGGAACAUCACUCAGCGCCGUUUUGGAGGACAUAGUCAAGAAUGGUAGCGCGGGCGACCAGUUCACCUCGGUAAAAUAUGACGAGUUUGGGUUCCCCAAGUUUGAGAUUGACAGCAAGUUCUCUCUUGUCGAUACUCUCGCGAAGCUCGACUAUCCCAUUGGAGGGGCAUAUACGGAAAUGGCAGACGGCCAGAACCAGGUGCAAACUAUUGCCCAUCAAGCCUAUGUCAAGGUUGACGAAGAGGGUACAGAGGCCUCAGGCGCGACGGCGGUCAUCAUGACCAGAAGCAUGAAUUUUGACCCCAAGUUUUUGGUCUUUAACAGGCCGUUUGUUUUUGCCAUUGCCAGUGACAAGCCGGAUGCAAUCUUGUUUGCGGGCAUCUAUUCCGGUAAAUAG
This is a messenger RNA of Metarhizium brunneum ARSEF 3297, 1098 nucleotides long. RefSeq names its product Serpin-Z10 (gene SRP10). Lineage: Eukaryota; Fungi; Ascomycota; Sordariomycetes; Hypocreales; Clavicipitaceae. The record is from RefSeq and is a predicted model, not a curated record. Gene Ontology annotation, molecular function: serine-type endopeptidase inhibitor activity.